AUGGAUAAUGAUGUAGAUAUGGCUGAAUCGUAUAAGCCAAGAUGGGAAAAUAUGGCCGAAUCACCGAUAAUUGAGCAAGUACCAUCUAAGUAUAAGCUCAAACUAAAAUAUGGAGGCUAUUUUAGGCCAGCCAAGAACUCAUGUAGGAAAAUAUAUUGUUUUGGCUCUCAAAAAUGUAUCCGUAUUGACACAUGCUCAUACAACUUGAAUCAACUACAAGAUGAAAUUAGCAGACUUUAUAUAUCCAAGAGCAACCCCGUCUUCUCAACUGUUUUUGUUGACAAGAAUGCCACGCGACAAUCUUUUAUUGAUCUUGAUUCCGAUGACAACUUCAUGGUUAUGCUUAGCAUGUACGAGAAAGAGAAAGAAGUAACCAUUUAUGUGACAACAGAUAACAGCAGUAGGACAAUUGAAUUACAAAAGAGUGCUCAGGAUAAAGUUGUUGAAACAGAUGAUGAGGAUGAAUCAGAUUAUUGUCCAAGCGAAGAGAGUUAUCACAGCCAUCUUAGUUCUGACGGUGAAGGUGCGAUGUUGAAUUAUGAAGGCGAAACGAACUCAUUUAACCAGAAAUGUCCAACGAUUAAAGUGAACUCUAAGUUUACAAACGCAGUUGCUUUCAAAAGAGCUUUGAACCAUCAUGCAAUCACAAAUGAGUACGAUUACUUUAUAGUGAAAAGUGAUCCAACACGCUUCAUUGCAAGAUGUAGAAACAUGGAGUGCGACUGGAGAAUACAUGCUUCUACCAUGCAAGAUGAAAUUACUUUUGAAGUGAAAACAAUGGUAGAAGCUCAUUCUUGUACUCGAAGCAACAAAGGCGGUAAUAACCGUGCCACACAAGGAUGGGUUGCUGGUAUAGUUUCAGACAAGUUAAAAUCAGAUGGGGAUGUCACUCCUGCAGAACUUAGGAAAUGGAUUUUGAAAAUUUACAAUGUGGAUGUACCAUAUUUGAAAGUCUUUAGAGGGAAGGAACAAGCUUACACUGAUAUAUAUGGUAAGUGGGAAGAUUCAUUCAUUAAGAUGGAUGAUUUCAAAGCGGAACUACUAAAUAAGAACCCGGGAAGUGUUGUUGAGAUUGACUUUGAGAAAAAAGGUGACAAGAAACACUUCAAGAGGUUUUUUAUAUCAUUAGCAGCUUGCUCUAAAGGGUUUCUAGCUGGUUGUCGUCCUUAUAUUGGUCUUGAUGCAUGUCAUCUUAAAAGGAAGUAUAAUGGGGUACUAGCAGCUGCCACGGGAAUUGAUGGUAAUAAUUCAAUAUUCCCAGUUGCCGAUAGUGUGCUUGAAUCAGAGAAUACUGCAUCGUGGACAUGGUUCCUUGAGUCGCUAAAAAGAGCAAUUGGGACACCAGACGGUCUUGUCAUCUCAUCUGACAUGCAAAAAGGGUUAGAAGUAGCUAUUAUGCAUGUUUAUCCUAAUGUUGAGCAUAGAGAAUGCAUAAGGCACUUGUAUAGCAACUUUAAGAAACAUUUUCGUGGUGACUUCUUCUACUCUAACCUAUGGGGUGCUGCAUUAACAUACCAUGCCAAUGAGCAUGAUAGAUUUAUGAAACAAAUUGCUGGUUUGCGUGAAAAUGCCAUUACAUAUCUUACUCAGAACCAUAAUAAGAUAUGGAGUCAAAGCAAGUUUGGCACAAUAUCCAAGUGUGAUUAUAUUACCAACAAUAUCUCUGAGGCAUUUAAUUCUUGGAUAGGAAAACUGCGUUAUAAGCCGGUGUUGGAUCUCCUUGAUUCCAUUAGGGAAAAAAUGAUAAAACGAUUUGAUAAGAAAAGAAGGAUUGUAAAAAAAUGGAAUGGCACUUUAGUUCCUAAGGCAAAAAGUUAUCUCAAUCAGAUCUCCAAGAACUUGGGUGAAUACAAAGUUUCAAGAACCAGUGAUACUCAAGCCGAAGUAACAUAUAAAACAAAACGUUAUGAGGUUAAUCUUCUUGAGAGAAAAUGCAGUUGUCGGGUGUGGCAAGUUAAAGGUCUCCCUUGUGUACAUGCAGCAGCUUUGAUUGCUUUCACAAGAGAUAGUGAUUGGGACAAAUAUGUUGAUCCAUAUUUCUCCAUUGAGAAAUUUAAGGAAGCAUAUGCUUUAGAUUUUGGUACAAUAUCUGGGAAAGAUCAAUGGGUACAUAUAGAUACAGAGGAGAAGAUAUACCCGCCUAUUAUUAAACGCCCUCCCGGAAGACCGAAAAAAAACAGAAUUGUAUCACGAAACGAACCCAAAAGGAGAAGUCAUAAGUGUCCGCGAUGUGGUCAGUUUGGACACCGUGAAAAGACAUGCAAUAACGCAUCAUCUCAAAGUUCUGAUCAAUAUGAAACAUCUAAAGCACAUAAUAAUAAAAGGAGACGAGGAAAGAAGAGGAAAGCUCAUGAAAAUGGUGCAGAUUAA
Molecule: messenger RNA, 2370 nt
Organism: Erigeron canadensis
Lineage: Eukaryota; Viridiplantae; Streptophyta; Magnoliopsida; Asterales; Asteraceae
Exons: 6
Coding region: 1-2370 (789 amino acids)
Biological process (GO): DNA transposition
Molecular function (GO): DNA binding; zinc ion binding; transposase activity
Source: RefSeq, a predicted model, not a curated record